UGCCGCGAUCUCCAUCUAGUGAGCGAUAUCCAUUGCUAGUGGACAUGGGAUUCCCAGAUAGAAACGGCGGCUCGCAUCUGGUGACCCGAUAGUCCGUCCACUAAUCAGCCACUAGGGCAAGGAAUCCAAAGAGGUGUAUAAUGCGCUCUCAGAUGAGUCAGCCGUAACGGCGCCGGCACAUGGCGAACACUAACUUUAUUCAUCUCUUAUCGUCAUUGAUAACAACGCCCGCUGUCGCACAUUGUUGCGCUUUCUUCCAGUCACAAGACGUUGGCUCAUACCCACGUCUCCUUCUCCGAUCGAAUCUCUGGUGGCAAGUUCUGUGUUCAAGGACUUCGAUCCCAGUCGAGGCUCUCCGACGACGUCCUCGAUCAUGGUCACGGCCACCUUUGGCCGGCUUGUGCCGCCCACCCAGACCCUUAUCUCGCGAGAUGACGCAUCCGAGAUCCUCGGCAGCAUCAGUAUGGCCGCCUUCCUGUGCCUUUUGCUGCCACAACUUGCUGCGAACUAUAGGCUGAAGAGCGCCGAUAGCUUGUCCAUGGCUUUCCUCUUCAUCUGGCUCCUGGGCGACGUGACCAAUCUGUUGGGGGGGCUGGCCAACCACAUUGCUCCGGCAAGCAUCGCCGUCACAGGCUACCUCUGCUUCUCGGACACUACGCUCAUCUGCCAGUGUCUUUACUACAACUCUAAGCAAAGGAUCAGCGACCCGCCAGAUUCAACGACGUUGCAGGCUCAUGAUCGCCAGCCGCUUCUGGGGCCCUCGCUUUCUGCUAGAGACCCGAGGGCGUCUGGUCAACCUCAAGAGAUUGACAGCGAGUCGGCCAUCACGCUCCAAGACGACAAGAAGACCCUCGUGCAGGCGGUACGCACCCUUCACGACUGGCGUUUCAACUUGGCUUGUAUUCUUGCGGUACAGCUGCUCGGCGUCACCGGCUGGUUUGUGCUCCGUACGGUUGGUCUGCUUGGAGGUGAUAAUAAGCCCCCCGGAAGUGUAAGCAUUACCGAUGCACAAGGCAUCUCCGAGUCCGUCGGCUCGGCUCUUGGAGUUGUCGGGGCCAUCUGCUACCUUUGUGCUCGCAUACCCCAGAUCAUCAAGAACUACAGAGGGAAAUCGUGCGAGGGCCUUGCGCCUUUGUUCUUGCUCUUGUCGAUCACAGGUAAUCUAACGUAUGGGCUCAGCGUUAUCGCGUACAGGCAAGACAGAGAUUAUCUUCUCACGAGCCUACCGUGGCUGAUGGGCUCGCUCGGGACGAUCCUCGAAGAUGUCAUCAUUUUGCUCCAAGUUCGCCUCUACUCGCAACUAGACCGGCCAAGCCAGCAAAGCAGCAUCUGAAUGAUCUUUAUUGAUGUGAUGAACUGCAGCGUCCUGAC
This is a messenger RNA of Colletotrichum navitas, 1371 nucleotides long. Its product is annotated as PQ loop repeat-domain-containing protein. Gene Ontology annotation, cellular component: membrane. The record is from RefSeq and is a predicted model, not a curated record. Lineage: Eukaryota; Fungi; Ascomycota; Sordariomycetes; Glomerellales; Glomerellaceae. The transcript is spliced from 5 exons. The coding region runs from base 374 to 1333 and encodes 319 amino acids.